This is a messenger RNA of Astyanax mexicanus (Mexican tetra), 3740 nucleotides long. Its product is annotated as G protein-activated inward rectifier potassium channel 3-like. The transcript has 3 exons. The record is from RefSeq and is a predicted model, not a curated record. Lineage: Eukaryota; Metazoa; Chordata; Actinopteri; Characiformes; Acestrorhamphidae. Gene Ontology annotation, cellular component: plasma membrane. Bases 633 to 2213 code for a protein of 526 amino acids. Gene Ontology annotation, biological process: potassium ion import across plasma membrane; regulation of monoatomic ion transmembrane transport. Gene Ontology annotation, molecular function: inward rectifier potassium channel activity.
GAUCCAUGGAUAUGCGACAUGAAUGUGAACGGUCAAAUUUUAUUUCAGAAUUCAUGUGUAUUUUUGCUUUUGCGCAUUAGCAUUAGCGCUACAUGCUUUUCUCUCGUACCCACAUACUGUAUCUCUUGGUGCAGCUAUGCAGCUAUAGCUGCAAAAACAGCAAAAGCAAACCGCCUGGCCUUUUUUCACCUCCUCGACCUGAGCAUGUACUUCAGACCAGCUGUUUACUCUCCACUCCAGCAAAAGAUGCUCCACAUAUGAGCUGCUAACUCAUCCAUUUCCCUUUAUAAAGCUGCGAGUCGUCUCUCAAAUAUGACAUUUUUUGUUGUUGAUAAAGAAGGUGACGUUUAUACUCGUAUGUAAGUGCGCAUGUGAGGCGUUUCAGGGACAGAUUCGUUCACAUUACACACAGGUACAGAUCACUUACAUUAGUGAAUGUGAACUGUCAAGAUCUGAUCUGAGCAAAAAAUCAGAUUUGAGCAAUGUGGCUAGUAAUGGGAACGUAGCCUAAGAAACACAGAGGUACAUUAUAAGAACUAGCUCAUCAUGUGUCUCCCAGUCUGUAUUGUUCACUGUAUUCAAUCCCAUGUUCCUUCUAAAGGGAGAAGAAACGGGUAGAAAUCACAGGUGUGAUGGUAUGCAGCACAUGCAGCAACAUGGCUUUACAAGAGUGUAAUGGAGUGAAAGUCCGGCCCAUGAAACUGGACCAUCGCAGGAACUCCAUCCCUCCAGCACAGUUCCUCACAGCCAAGCACCUGCUCGCAUACAUUCCCCGGCCAGCUCCGGAAUCAACCCGUUACAGCCCGUACCCAAAGACUGGAGUUAAAUCUGCUGUGGCCUCAGCAGUGCUGAACUCUCAAAAGGCCUCCAUCCCCCAGAGUAAGAGCUUUGAGUUGCAGGCCUUGGUGCCGGUCCCGGUGCGCCAGCUGACCUAUUCACUGCAGAAUCACUAUCAGCAGACUCCCGGUGGCCAAGAACAGAGCGUCUGCAUGUACACCCAUCCCACGGGCCAGGAAGAAGCUCCACAGGAGCCCUCAAAGCCACAUCGUACUCGUCGCAGCAUGGGUCUCAAGCGCUUGAGCUCUAAGUGGCGCUCCACCUCCACCAGUAGUGACCACUGUCACAGUAGCGUUCAGGUUCCUGUGGAAAUGACGAGGGAGACGUUCCGGAAGCAGUGGUGCAAACUGUUGGGUGAAGAGCAGCAAGUGUGUCUGACUACAGGCAAGCAAAGGCAGCGCUACAUUACAAAAGACGGCAAAUGCCAGGUCAAUCUCGGGCCCAUUGAAGACAAAUGCAAAUUUUUGUCUGAUAUCUUCACCACUCUGGUGGACCUGCGGUACCGCUGGUUCCUGUUCGUCUUCACCAUGUGCUACAUUGGCACCUGGGUAGUCUUCGCUGAAAUAUAUUUUGUGGAUGCCUGGCUGAGGGAUGACGUGAAUCACGUGAACGAUCCAAACUGGCCAAGUUGCUUCGAGAACGUCGACAGCUUCCUGUCAGCCCUGCUCCUGUCGGUGGAGAGCCAGAGGACCAUUGGCUACGGUUCCCGGAUGGUGACUGCCAACUGCAUAGAAGGCGCGGUGCUCCUCAUGGCCCAGUCCAUAAUCGGCUCCAUCAUAGAUGCGCUCAUGGUCGGCUGCAUGUUCGUCAAGAUCUCCAGGCCGCAGAAGAGAGCCCAGACUCUGAUCUUCAGCAAGCGCUGUGUGAUAUCCGAACGAGACGAGAACCUCUGCCUGCUCUUCCGCAUAGGAGACCUCAGGGAGAGUCACAUGGUUGAUGCCAAGAUCAGAGCGAAACUCAUCAAAUCCAGACAAACAAAAGAGGGGGAGUUCAUCCCUCUGGAGCAGUCUGAGAUCAACCUGGGCUACGACACUGGAGGCGACCGGCUUCUUCUCGUCGAGCCUCAAACGAUCACUCAUGUAAUUAACGAAAGCAGUCCCUUCUGGGAGAUAGGAGCCGAGUCUUUGAAGAGGGACAAGUUUGAGAUCAUCGUCAUCCUUGAAGGCAUUGUUGAAGCAUCAGGUAUGACUUGCCAGGCUAGAACGUCUUACACAGAAGAUGAGAUUCUUUGGGGUCAUCGCUUUGAGUCAUGUAUCUCUUUGGAGAAAGGGGCUUUUCGUGUGGACUACAGCGCAUUUCACAAGACAUUUGAAGUGCAGACUUCCCGUGAAAGUGCUAAAGAAAUGGCUGAAAGAAAGGACAGAGAAAGCAUUUAGUUCAAGGGUUGGGAACUAUGGGCUGGAGUUCAGUACAGUAUGCAGAUUAACCUGCUCUGGCACACACAUUAAUGCAGACAUCCCACCCUUCAAAAACUCAUUUUAGAGAGGGAGCAUUAAGGCCUGGACCCCCAACCUUCUCCUCCAAACCCCUACACCCAGGUCUAAGAGAUAAAGGACACUUGAUUUUUUAAUUCACAUCUUCAAAGUUUAAACUGGUAUUAAAAUGUGUACUUUCUAUAUAAUAUACUAGUGCAUCUCAUUGAAAAGUUACUUUAUUUCAGUCAUUCAGUAAAAAAUGUGAGACACAUGUUUAGAUGAUCUAUUUUAAGCAUUUAAUUAUUUUAAUGUUGAUGAUUAUGGCUUACAGCCAAUGAAAACGCAAAAAAUCAGUGUCUCAGAAAAUUUGAAUAUUAAGUAAGACCAAUUGGUACUUUUGGCAGUGUGGGCAGUGUGCCAAGUCCUGCUGAAAAAUGAAAUCUGCAUCUCUAUAAAAGUUGUCAGCAGAGGGAAGCAUGAAGUGCUGUAAGAUUUUCCGGGAAAACACUGCACUGACUUUGGACUUGAUUGUAACUUAGUUACUUUUAAAAUCAAAUAAUCCCAAAAGUAACUAAGUUACCUUUUAAUGGGAUAAUCAGUAAUUUGGUUACUUCCUCAAAGUGACUGUCAUCACUGUUUGUGUUUCAUUAAAUCAGUCAAACUCACAGCACUGUCCAACUUCUAUUUGUGGAAGUUGUUUUCAUGGUAUUUGAAUUCACUAAAUACUUUGUUAUCAACUGGUAUUGCUAUUAAAUUGCUAAAAAAUGACUGUAAUUGCUAUAAAACACUGAUAAAUAACUGGCAACCCAGUUGUGGUAAAUUUUAAGGUCUGUAGCUAACUGUUCUUUGGACAUGUUUUGAAAUAGUGUAAAAUUAUCUAAAUGAUUUACUGUAACACCAAUCACAGAGCCAAUUACUGAUGUCCAGCGUAAUUAAGCAUAAACCUGGCAACCAACAGGUGUGUAAAAUCAGAUGCCCUUGAGUGGGAAAAACACACAAGUCCUCCAGGAGUUCCUCAACCUUACCUUAUUUAUUGUACUAAUGGACCAACUAGCAGCCAAAAUAGAGUUCCCAGGCAUCAGUCAUUUAUCUAGCAUGUACUGAGUGUGUCCAUGGUUCUGUUUUUAUCCCUGAUUUACUCUAUAUGAAUCAGUUGUGUGCACAACUCUAAUUUUUUAAAUGAUUUUAAAAUAAAAGUAUUUAUGCACUUUUUGCUUCAUCUGUGUUUUUACAGAAUAUGUGCAAAAGUAUUGGGACACCUGCUCAGCUCUAAUGUAUUGGGAAGGCUUUCUACUAAAUUUCUGGCCAUCAGGAUUUGAUUGCAUUAAGCAUUAAGAGCAAUAGUGAUAUCAAAAUGUAGGAUGAUCACCACCUCACCUCUUCCCCAACGCCCCUCACAGCUCAUCCCAAAAGAAAUGAAUGGUGAACCAUAAUUAUAGAGAACACAGUUCCACUGCUCUACAGCUCAAACAUGAGGACAUUUAUAUA